Messenger RNA from Morchella sextelata, 1635 nucleotides. RefSeq lists its product as uncharacterized. The transcript has a single exon. Lineage: Eukaryota; Fungi; Ascomycota; Pezizomycetes; Pezizales; Morchellaceae. The coding region runs from base 1 to 1635 and encodes 544 amino acids. The record is from RefSeq and is a predicted model, not a curated record.
AUGCACCUACGCAGGAGGCUCCCUGCAGCGUCCAGCUUGCGCUCAACACUCUCGGCAAUAGUGUUCAUCGGCUUACUUCCGUACAUCGCAAACGCUCUCCCUCUGGGCCUAUUCCCCCGCCAAACAACGACGACGACGGGAACAACGUCGAGCACAGUUCCCGGCAAUGUAGUAUUCACGGGGACUGGGCUGUGUGUGGUGCCGGCGCCGUGGACCCAAAUUUUGUCCUUUUUCGUCACAAAUUACAUCGCGCGUAUCGCAACAUUCAAGAAGACAUCCGGCUACGAGGGAUCGCGCGACUACUUUCGCACCAUCAUAUCGCUAUUUGUCCCAUUCUUUGGUAUCAGUCAGGCCGCCAGUACUAUCGCUCGGGGAAGCCGUUUUCUGGGGAAAGAUGAAAUUGGCAAGGCACUACACGCUGGGACUCUCUGCAUAGUGCAGCGGCAACAAACAUGGAGGCCGAAAAACGGCGACGUGAUUCGUGGCUGCACGUUCGAGGAACCCUCGAAAAGAUCAAAAAAGAAGAACAGGUUCUCAGGCUCACACCAUAGGGAGGAGGCAGUACUCUGUAUCGAGGCCCCGAAUAUGGAGGAAAUAGUGAAUCCCACGAAAUGGAAGAUUCAGGGCCAAUACAACCUCCCCAACGGGUACGGCUUCGCAAAGCUACCCCCGGGGACCUCUCUAGGCGCCAUUAAUCCUACAACCGAUCGCAGUACAAUCGUUAUCGCUUCCUCCUAUGGAACUGCAAAGUCCUUCCUUGGUGCCCUCCAGAUUCUAUUCUCCAUAUACACCCUCUACGGCGCCUAUGGCGCACAGGUCACAAACUACGGCUAUGCCGCAUUCGGAUUUUCAGUCAUUCCUUACACAAUCAUGUCUUUCCUCAACGCGAUCGCAAACAUCAUCGAGGCGGACUACGACACCCUCUUCAUGGUCGAGAGCGAAGUGAUGGUCGAGGCCUUCGGGCGCACCAAGGAAGAGUUUGUCGGCGCCGUAGGGGCGCUGAUCCCAGACGUCAAUCGACGGGAGUGGACCGACAUCAAAUUCAAGCGCCACAAAGAGCGAGGAAUGUACGCGUACGAGCUCGACGCCAACGACGAGGAAACAGGGAGGAAAUGGAAGGUGGUUGAAGCAGAGCCACUAGGCGCUGAAUUCGCACUCGCGGCACAACGAUUCGAUCAGCCUGUAGGGAACCCGCAGCACGCACUGCCAAUGAUACAGCAGAAGGAGCCGGUGUCGACAAGCCACUGCACCAAAAUUAUUAUUCCGGGCGCGGGCCAGUAUCAGCGUAAGAAGAAAGAGGUUAAGAAGUCGAACCGUUUCUAUCACCAGUCGGUAUCUAUAAUCAUCAUCAGCGCUCUUAUCCUGCCGUACAUUAUUCUUGGUGCAUUGUCGAGGUUUAAGCCGGAGGGAAGCACGAUGAGGCAGAGGACAUUUAUGAUGGGAUGGUUAGUGUCUGGCCAGGUUCUUGGGAUUCUCGAUGUGGCGGAGACGAAGGGUGGGAGGAAGAAGUGGUGGAGGCUGAUGGAGCUGCUGACGGAGACAAUCAUUGUCAUCAUUGGGUUUGCAUUCUCGAUCGGUGGUUUUAUAGAGGCGGGGAGGAUGAUGAGGAACUUUGGCUUUUGCCUGAGGUUGUAG